Megalops cyprinoides (Indo-Pacific tarpon) is the source of this 1863-nucleotide messenger RNA. Its product is annotated as MAGUK p55 subfamily member 7-like. Lineage: Eukaryota; Metazoa; Chordata; Actinopteri; Elopiformes; Megalopidae. Gene Ontology annotation, molecular function: protein binding. Gene Ontology annotation, biological process: protein localization to adherens junction. The transcript has 18 exons. Gene Ontology annotation, cellular component: cell-cell junction; plasma membrane. The coding region runs from base 1 to 1863 and encodes 620 amino acids. The record is from RefSeq and is a predicted model, not a curated record.
AUGGAUCAGCGCCGGAGCCAGACGGGUGAAGCGGACGGGAGAGAGAGGGGUCCCGCGUCACGCGAGAUGGGGCGCCCCCAGAGCCCCGCCCUCUCGUCCCAUGAGGCCGAGCGGCUGGCGCUCGUCAAGCUCCCUGAGACAGGUGUGUGUGAGCUGCUGGCCACCCUUCCCAUGCAGAUUCAACCUCAUGUGAGUGAGGAGGACAGCGACUUUCUGCAGGACAUGUUUGCAGACCAAAGCCUCCUGUCCCUGGUCAAGAUGCACGAGAGGCUGAGGCGGUACGAGCACAGGAGUCCUUACCCGGUCACGGGCUCCGCUGCGGCCCUGGCCUAUGAGCUGGCUGCGGAUCUGCAGAGCAACAAGGAGAAUGAAGAGGUCCAAGAGCUGCUCAAUCUGCUAGCCAAACCCCACGUCAAGAGUCUGCUGUCUGUCCAUGAUGUUGUGGCAAAGAAAGGUUAUGACCCUGCACUGCCCCCACUUCCAGAUGACAUGGAUGAUGAAGAAGACUCUGUAAAGAUUAUUCAACUGGUCAAGAAUACAGAACCACUUGGGGCGACAGUGAAGUGGGACGAACAGACCAGGGCCAUCGUCGUAGCCCGGGUAAUGAGAGGUGGGGCCGCAGACAGAAGUGGUCUAAUCCAUGCAGGGGAUGAGCUGAAGGAAGUCAAUGGAGUUUUAAUGGAGAAUAAGAAGCCUGAGGACAUCAUUCCCAUUGUGGCUCAGUCUCGUGGGGCCAUAACGUUUAAAGUUGUACCGGGCAUCAAAGAGGUCAGGCCAACUCUGGAACCCAAGAUGUUUGUCCGGGCACUUUUUGACUUCGACCCCAAUGAGGACAAAGCCAUCCCCUGUAAGGAGGCGGGAUUGGCUUUUAAAAAGGGGGAUGUCCUUCAGAUUGUGAGUCGGGAGGAGCCGGCCUGGUGGCAGGCAAUACACAAAGGCAAUGGCAACACUAGGGCGGGCCUCAUCCCCUCCCAAGAGCUCCAGACAAGGAGGCUGGUGCUGAGAAGAGCUCUAGCUCGUGUUCAACCCCUAAAAACCUCAAACCAGAGAACCUAUGUAGACUACGGAGCCAUAAGUGGAAUCCACAUAGCUGGCCUGCGAAGGAGCUUCCGCCUCAGCAGGAGAGACAGGGGGGUGUGCCAGUGUGAGUGUGGUGGGAGCGGGCGCUAUGACACGGCCGACGUCCCCACCUACGAGGAGGUGGCCCCCUACCGCAAGCAGCCCGGAGCUCCGCACAGGCUGGUGGUCCUGGUUGGACCCAGGGGGGUCGGUCUUAACGAACUGAAAAGGAGGCUAAUCAUCUCUGACCCGGAGCAAUUCAGCGUGGCCGUUCCACACACCUGCAGGGCGAAGAGGAGCCAGGAGACUGAUGGUGUGGAGUAUAAUUUCGUUUCCAAACACCAUUUUGAAGUUGACAUCAUCAACAACAAGUUUAUUGAGCAUGGAGAGUACAAGGGGAAUUACUAUGGGAUCAGUCUGGAUUCUGUGCAGUCCGCCCUUGCAGGGAACAAGGUUUGCCUCCUGGACGUGCCAACCCAUAGGAUAAAACCCUUACGGACGAAGGAGUUUAAGCCUUACGUGGUUUUCGUGAAGCCCCCGUCUCUACAGCGUCUGCAGCAAAGCCGGAGGAACGUGAAAGUCAUCUACAGCCAAGACGAAAAGGGAUCAGCCAAGCUAUUCUCGGAGGAAGACUUUGAAGAAAUGAUCGUUUCUGCCCAGGUGAUGGAGACCCAGUAUGGCCACCUGUUUGAUAGAGUCAUAGUCAACGAUGACCUUGCCACUGCCUUCAGAGAGCUAAGGUCGGCAUUGGAAAAAGUGGAGUCGGAGACCCAGUGGGUCCCAAGACACUGGACACUCCCCUAA